Molecule: messenger RNA, 555 nt
Organism: Microsporum canis CBS 113480
Lineage: Eukaryota; Fungi; Ascomycota; Eurotiomycetes; Onygenales; Arthrodermataceae
Exons: 3
Coding region: 1-555 (184 amino acids)
Source: RefSeq, a predicted model, not a curated record
AUGCAAACGCCGGGUGAAGAUUUUACUGGAGAAGUCACCAUCGAAUGGAGCAUCUGGAGGGCGCCCAACGACAUAUCGCCCGCCACUAUGACGCUGUUAUUGUACACUAACGGAGUUCCCGAUGAGCCAGGCUGGGGCCAACCAAUCUAUAUCCACAAUAACCUCAAGACGCUGACGCUCGGAUCUGCCUGUGCAAUUGAAUUUCCACUUGAUCUUAUGUUUCCUAGAACGGCUCAGGGUGAAAAAGGCGCAUUGAUAUUCACCGUAAGGGGUAUCAGGCCGAGGUGGGAGCGAUUGGCGCAACUCGAUGGCAUUAUGGGGGGUGCGGGAAAGCUCUUCUGCGACGUGAUGUUAGAUUCGAAAUGGAAUAUCUCAGCGGAAGAUAUCCCGGAGGUCGCAGAGAAGUGGGGAAGCGAGCUACUGAAAAGGGACUUACGCCCAUUCUGGUUCCAGUAUAGCAAUGAGUACUGUGAAGGAUUCGGCAGGAUAGAGGAUAUCUUUGCUGCAUAUCUCAAAUCAUGCACCAAGACUUCCUCGCUCCAGCCUCCUUCUUAG